AUGGCGGGGAAUAACGACCCACCCUCUUCAAACAGCUUAACUUCCAAUCUUACGAGUGCGGCUUCCUCUGUUGGUGGAGCGUGUUCAAUUACCACGAGUCCAGGCACAGGUGGUGGCUUCAUACGUGUGGAUGUUAAAGUGAAGCACGUUUCGGCAACCAGAAGGAUACCUCUCAUGAGCGUUCACACAAAGGACGGCUUCCAGAUGGUCAACUACUGCGAGACGGAGAAGGAGGAGUUCCUCAAGCAGGAAGUCAUGGAAUUGACUGAAUUGAAAAAGAUGAAUCAUGAAGAUUGCGACGAUUCAAAGGAUGACGAUUUCCUCCUCAACCCUGAAAUUCUUCUUAUUCCAUCUCAGACCGAAAAAACCAGUUCCUCCUUCCACAACAAGUAUAUUCUGAGCUAA
Morchella sextelata is the source of this 405-nucleotide messenger RNA. RefSeq lists its product as uncharacterized. Lineage: Eukaryota; Fungi; Ascomycota; Pezizomycetes; Pezizales; Morchellaceae. The coding region runs from base 1 to 405 and encodes 134 amino acids. The record is from RefSeq and is a predicted model, not a curated record. The transcript is spliced from 5 exons.